UAGCGUUAACUCCACAAAUCCGUUGCCGUCGGUCCAUUUUUUUGAGAAACCGACUUGUAAGCGUAAAGGCGCGUGUGAAUCCCCUCGAAAAUAAGAGAAAAUUGUGUGCAGUUUACGCUUGACAAGGAUAUUCCAAAUUCGCAAUACCAAAAUGCUCAGAUUUCUUGCCCUGACCACCUUGGUGGCAUUGGCCUCCAGCCAGCACUACCACCAGGACCCCAAGACGGCGGCCAUUAUCAGCGAGCAGCGCUAUCUCUCGGGAGACGGCAAGUUCGGGGCUGCCUACGAGCAGGAGGACGGCAUCAACUUCAAGGAGGAGACCGAUGCGGACGGCACCCGCCACGGCAGCUACAGCUACCUGGAUCCCACGGGCCAGAGGCGCACCAUCUCCUACACAGCCGGCAAGAACGGGUUCCAGGCAUCCGGAGACCACCUGCCGCAGGCUCCCCCUGCCCCACCGCAGCCCGUGCCCACGGCGGGAUACCAGCCGCAGCAGCAGUACCAGCCGCAGCAGUACCAGGCGCCCGCUCCCCAGCCGCAGUCCUCGUUCCGCAGCAACGACUACGGGGACGACGGGUCGUACGACCCCCGCUACAACGACCCCUCCUUCGGCCAGAACCAGCAGAGCUACCAGCAGCCCGCCCCCCAGCCCCAGUACCGCCCCGCCCCGCAGCCCGCCUACAACCCGCAGCCCGUGCAGCCGCAGCCGCAGUACCAGCCGCAGCCGCAGCAGUACCAGCAGCCGCAGCAGGCGUACUACCCCACCACCACCCCCAACCCGCACCGCUUCUCGCCGCCCGGAAAGCUCUCCCUGAACCGCACGCCCGACGGCUUCACCUACUCCUUCAACAAGGUCUAAUUCCCAUCGCCCCAAGCAUCUUCUUCAUUGGGGAACCCUCCCCCAACCCAACUUCUCCCCCUGUCACAUCUAGAUUCUCUUCUCCCCUUGACUCCAUCAAAACUCUUGUGUGAUAUGUUUAAGAGCAAGCUGUAACUUUGUAUCGUACUUCCUAUAUGCGUACUGUUUGUUUGUAUUUAUAAUCCGACACAGAGAAAAUUAAGCCGCGUUACCCGAUCGGAGUAAUGUCAGUUGAAAUUUUAAAUAUAAUGAAAAAUCAAGGAA
This is a messenger RNA of Drosophila ficusphila, 1123 nucleotides long. RefSeq names its product DNA translocase FtsK (gene Cpr100A). Bases 152 to 859 code for a protein of 235 amino acids. The record is from RefSeq and is a predicted model, not a curated record. Lineage: Eukaryota; Metazoa; Arthropoda; Insecta; Diptera; Drosophilidae. The transcript is spliced from 3 exons. Gene Ontology annotation, cellular component: chitin-based extracellular matrix. Gene Ontology annotation, molecular function: structural constituent of chitin-based larval cuticle.